GAGGAGCCCAUCACCUUCUGUGAGGAGGCCUUUGUGUCGCACUAUCGCUCCGGAGCCAUGAGGCAGUUCCUGCAGAAUGCCACACAGCUGCAACUCUUCAAGCAGUUUAUUGAUGGCCGACUAGACCUUCUUAAUUCUGGUAAAGGUUUCAGUGAUGUCUUUGAAGAGGAGAUCAACAUGGGCGAGUAUGCUGGCAGCGAUAAACUGUACCAUCAGUGGCUCUCCACAGUCAGGAAAGGAAGUGGAGCUAUUCUGAAUACUGUAAAAACAAAAGCUAACCCUGCCAUGAAGACUGUCUACAAGUUCGCAAAAGAUCAUGCAAAAAUGGGAAUAAAAGAGGUGAAAAACCGCUUGAAGCAAAAGGACAUUGCCGAGAAUGGCUGUGCUCCUACUGCAGAAGAGCCACUGCCAAAGACUGCGCCGUCACCGCUAGUGGAGGCCAAAGACCCCAAGCUCCGAGAAGACCGGAGGCCAAUCACAGUCCACUUUGGGCAGGUGCGACCACCUCGACCACAUGUUGUCAAGAGACCGAAGAGCAACAUCACCAUGGAAGGCCGGAGGACAUCUGUCUCCAGCCCUGAGCAGCCUCGGCCAUAUCGGACACUCAAGGAGUCAGACAGCGCGGAAGGUGAUGAGGCAGAGGGUCCAGAGCAGCCUGUGCAGGAGCCCCGGGGCCCUGUCCCAGCUCCGCCUGACAGGGCUGCCAGCGUCGACCUCCUGGAGGAGGUCUUUAGCAGCCUGGACGUGGAGGCCCCACUGCAGCCGCUGGGCCAGGCCAAGAGCCUGGAGGACCUUCGUGCCCCCAAAGACCUGCAGGAGCAGCCAGGGACCUUUGACUACCAGAGGCUGGACCUGGGCAGGAGUGAGAGGAGCCUUGGGAUGACGAUGGCCUUGAAGGUCACCCACCCAUACAACAAGCUCUGGAGCCUGGGCCAGGACGACAUGGCCAUCCCCAGCAAACCCCCGGCUGCCUCCCCUGAGAAGCCUUCGGCCCUGCUCGGGAAUUCCCAAGCCCUGCAUCAUAGACCCCAGCACCAGGAAACCCUGAAUUCCAGCAAUGCCGAAGCUCCCGCUCCCACUCCCACUCCCACUCCAGGCAACAUCACUAUUCCCCGGCCGCAGGGAAGGAAGACCCCAGAGCUAGGCAUUGUGCCUCCACCGCCCACUGCCCGCCCCGCCAAGCUCCAGGCUGCCGGCGACUUCUCAGAGCGGCUGCAGACAGACCGGGAAAAGCGCACUGCCCUGAGCCCAGCCCUAUUCCCAGGGGUCCUGCCCAGUGUCACCCCCCAAGGCCCCACUGAAUUGCUGCAGCCACUCAGCUCAGCUCCAGGGGCCACCAACAUGGGCAGCGAUGCCCUGCUUGCUCUCCUGGAUCCACUUAAUGCUGCUUGGUCAGGCAACACGGGCCCACCACAGCCUGCCACCCCAAAUGUGGCCACCCCACUCAUCCCCCAGUUCAGCUUCCCCCCCACGGGGACCCGCACCCCUUUCUCCCAGUCACCACUCAACCCUUUUGUCCCAUCUGUGCCAGUGGCACCGCCCACCCUUCCCCUGGGCUCCACCCCAGCCAGGCCUUUUGGGGCCCCUCCAGCUUCCCAGGGGCGGGCAUUUGCACCCAGCCUUCUUCUCUCCAGUUCCGGCUUCUGUGCCCCUCACAGAUCUCAGCCCAACCUCUCUGCUCUCUCCAUGCCCAACCUCUUUGGCCAGAUACCCAUGGGCGCCCACACCAGUCCCCUGCAGCCACUCGGCCCGGCAACAGUCGCCCCCUCGAGGAUCCGAACGUUGCCCCUGGCCCGCUCCAGUGCCAGAGCUACUGAAGCCAAGCAGGGGCUGGCCCUGAGGCCUGGAGACCCCCCACUCCUGCCCCCCAGACCCCCACAAGGCCUGGAGCCAGUGCUGCAGCCCUUGGCUCCUCUACAGGCCAGAGACCCCUUUGAGGAUUUGUUACGGAAAACCCGGCAAGACAUGAGCCCGAGCCCAGCCCCGGCCCCCAGCUCUGUAGAGCAGCUGCGGAGGCAAUGGGAGACCUUCGAGUGAGCACCUCAUGCUGCCGGUCAAGGCCAGGGCUCCCUCACCAUGUCUGCCCAGGUUCCGCUGGGGGGAAGGGAGCUUCUGCCCUCUCCCCCUCCACACUGCUCAUCUCUGGGGAGUGGCACAUAGUAGCUUGGG
Castor canadensis (American beaver) is the source of this 2169-nucleotide messenger RNA. RefSeq names its product DENN domain containing 1A (gene Dennd1a). The record is from RefSeq and is a predicted model, not a curated record. Lineage: Eukaryota; Metazoa; Chordata; Mammalia; Rodentia; Castoridae. Gene Ontology annotation, biological process: endocytic recycling; endocytosis. Gene Ontology annotation, molecular function: guanyl-nucleotide exchange factor activity; phosphatidylinositol phosphate binding. Gene Ontology annotation, cellular component: cytosol; clathrin-coated vesicle.